Molecule: messenger RNA, 447 nt
Organism: Cooperia oncophora
Lineage: Eukaryota; Metazoa; Nematoda; Chromadorea; Rhabditida; Trichostrongylidae
Source: the annotation of a GenBank genome assembly
AUGACUUGUUUUAAGACCUUCGAUGUUACUGGACUCGCUCAUGCGUACGGUCUGCUUCGGUUACCAAAAAUGAGAGAACUUAGUGGGCGGGCAGAUCUCGACAAAUUCCAGCGAAGUGACAUCGAUACGUCAACGAUCAAAUACGCAAAUCCGGCCCUGGAAAAGAAGCGAGCCGAGAUAAUGGCUGCCAAGCACGAGAAGAGGGUGAAAGCGAUGAAAGAGAAAUUGGCGAAGAAAAAUGCUGAGAAGAAAUCUGGCGACAAAAAGUUGAAGCCGAAAAAUGGUGUGAAGACCGCAGCCAAGUCAGAGAAAUCAAAGUCUCUGAAGCGAAAACUGGAGAAAGACGCGCACGAAGAACGCGAAGAUUUUGAGAGUGAUGUGAAAUUGUUACGGAAAAUAAAGAAAGGAAGACUCAGCAAGAAAGAGCUGCGAGAUGUCUCAUUCUAA